AUAGUCACGUGAGGCCGGAGUGUGACGUGGACCGGUUGGAGAAUGAAUGAGUUGGCCGGGGAGAGCACGACACACUGAGUCAAACGCACCCAGGGCACGGAGCAGUCGGGUGGGAUGCUGUGAACCGGCUUCUUUGUCUCUUUGGUGAAUUUCGGGGUUUUCAGCUUCGCGUAAAAAUUCAAUCGGUUUUCGUCUGGAAGUGCACAAUGGCACGAGGAGAGGGCGCGGAGCAGUACGCGGCGAGUCUGCUGACAAUCAAACCCGUAAGCACGGAUAUCAAGACCGUAAAGGCAAGGACUCAGAGAAAUCGUCUGUCUGUGUGGAAUAAACUGUGCUAUGCCUUCGGAGGAGCUCCCUACCAGAUCACAGGCAGCGCUCUGGGCUUCUUCCUCCAGAUCUACCUGCUGGAUGUCGCACAGCUGGAUCCUUUCUAUGCCUCCAUCAUCCUGUUUGUGGGCAGGGCUUGGGACGCGGUCACUGACCCGACCGUGGGGUUCCUGGUGAGCCGGAGCCGGUGGACCGGCGUGGGCCGGAUGAUGCCCUGGAUCCUCUGCUCCACUCCGUUUGCGGUGCUGACGUACUUCAUGAUCUGGUACGUGCCGCCUUUCGAGGAGGGGAAAGUCAUCUGGUAUUUGGUGUUUUACUGCCUCUUCCAGUCCAUGCAAACGUGCUUCCACGUGCCCUAUUCUGCCCUCACCAUGUUCAUCAGCACGGACCAGAAGGAGCGGGACUCUGCCACCGCCUACCGUAUGAUGAUCGAGGUUUUGGGCACAGUGGUGGGCACUGCCAUCCAAGGACAGAUAGUCGGUGGAGUGUCCAGCUGUCCGGCUGAGUCUGAAGACGCCAACGGCACAAACUCGUCCACGAUCAACAUUACUCGAGUAUCACUGGAUGAGACGAAACGGGCCUACAUGGUUGCUUCGGCGGUCAUCUGCCUCAUCUACGUCGUGUGUGCUGCCAUCUUGUUUUUUGGCGUGAAGGAGCGAAAAGACACUGGGAGGAAGAAGUCUGAGCCCCUCACCUUCCGUCAGGGACUGUGGGUGAUUGUUAAUCACGGGCCGUACGUCAAACUGGUCAUCGGCUUCCUCUUCACAUCUCUGGCCUUCAUGCUGUUGGAGGGGAACUUCGCCCUCUUCAUCACCUACGCUCUCGGCCACAGGAAAGAUUUCCAGAACAUUCUGCUGGUGAUCAUGCUUUCUGGAAGUCUAACCAUCCCAUUAUGGCAGUGGUUUCUGACCCGGUUUGGGAAGAAGAAAGCAGCUUACUUUGGAAUCUCGUGGGCCGUCCCCUUCAUGAUCCUGAUAGUUUCCGUUAAGAGCAACCUGAUCAUUUCCUACCUGGUGUCGGUGGCUGCGGGUGUGAGUGUGGCGGCGGCGUUCCUCCUGCCCUGGUCGAUGCUGCCCGACGUAGUGGAUGACUUCAAAGUUAAGAAUCCAGACAUCCAUGGUCACGAGGCUCUUUUCUACUCCUUCUAUGUGUUCUUCAUCAAGUUUGCCUCUGGCUUGUCUUUGGGUAUCUCCACCCUCAGCUUGAAAUUUGCUGGCUACGUGACGGGUGAGUGCUCGCAGCCCGACUCGGUCAGCUUAACCUUAAAAGUGCUGGUCUCUCCGGUGCCGGUGGUCCUCAUCGCCGUGGGGCUGCUGAUACUGAGGACCUACCCCAUAGACGAGGAGCGGAGACAAGGCAACCGCAAACUUCUGCAGGAAAUGUUGGAUUCUGAAUCGGAAACGUCGGAUCUUGGGAGCAGCGUGUAGUCACGCCGCGUCCCGCUGAGACCACACCACCUGUCACCACUAACAGAAGACCUCAGAGCAAUACUCACGAUGGACUCAUGACUUAUGAUUGUGGGCACUAACCAACCAGCUCCGGUGGAUCACAGGUUUGCACCGUCCUCUAGUGGCGGGCCAGUGUGUGUGAAGCCUUCUGUCUGCCGCUUACGUGUCCUGGUUCCUUUAUUUUCCCUCGAACGGGAGAAAAAAACCUACACGAUGUGUUAUUUCUGCCAGUGUAAAGCCAAAGUCCCAGGAUAGCUUUUCCUCUGUUUAUUUAUUAUUUGUCUUUAUUUGUCUUUUUUAUUUUUCUCAACAUGUCUUUUGUGUCAUUGUCGAGUUGAGAUGGAGCGCAGAUGUCUGUCCAUGUGUAAACCUCACAAGUGCGUCCAAAGAUGUUUGUAACCAGAUGUUCCUGGAGCUUUCUGUUUUUUGUCUGAGGUCUUUUUGGACCUCAGGACUUAGGGCCACGCUCCCGUGUGGCUGCUUUACAUCCUCCCUCACGAGGUAUUUAUGAGCUGGUUUGCUACCAUCAGUGUUUACCACGACACGGCUGUGUGUCAGAGGCCGCUCCGAAGGAGACGCUCAGCAUCAGCCCUCAUUUGUAGAGGGCGCUCUUCCUCUCACUGGAACCGUUUAGGUUUCGAGUUACAUCUUUCAAGAAGACAAAAAAAAAACUCGUACUUGAAUCUUCAGAGGGUGAAAAUGUGUCUUGUAUGUGUCUUGAAUCACUGCCUUAUCAGCACAUGUUGCAUAUUCAGGCACAAUGAGAUAUUCUCAUGAAAAUCUUUCCUUUUAUUUGAGAAAAACUUUUUACCGUUAAGAUAUUUGAGUUUCCGUUAGAUUUAAUAUAUUUUCGCCUGAAUUUUCUUUUAUAGCAAAGUCAAGUCAAACUUGAAGUCAUUUCAUCUUUAGCAUGGUCUCAUUCCCCCGACACGGGGAAAAAUGCUUUAUUUAUUUGAAAAGAAAACUGCCAAGGGAUUAUCAUUUUUCUUAUGAAAACAUAUUUGUGUAAUUUAUUAACAACUCUUAUUUAACUUUGAUCUUUACGUCCAGAGGAGAACUCUGAUGAUGAGAUAAUCAAAGUGGUGUCUUUCUUUGUUGGUUUUCAAGAAAAAAGCAGCACAGUCACCAAACUAGCUUUUCAGAGCUGUGACUCCCAGCAUUUGCUUCCCAAGCCCAGAUAUUUAUUGAAAGCUUUCAAUGGUCAGUAGUCUUCACCCAUUCCACGCUGUGAAGGUUUCAUAAAGCAAACUUAUUGCUUUUUUUUUGUAUAUUUUUUUUGUAGUAGGGCUUUGAAAUUGCACUGAAUGAACUGAACUGAAUGAAGCACAUUUCACCUCCCACUGGUCUUGUAAUGUAAAUGUUGUAAAUACUUUUUUGAGGUCUGGUGAUGAUGAGCAAUAAAUCAGCAAAGAAAAGAAACGAUAUAUUGUAAAUCUGUAAUUUUAAGACUGUGAAUAAAGUUGGUCUAAGCAGAGGAAAUGAG
Menidia menidia (Atlantic silverside) is the source of this 3258-nucleotide messenger RNA. Lineage: Eukaryota; Metazoa; Chordata; Actinopteri; Atheriniformes; Atherinopsidae. The record is from the annotation of a GenBank genome assembly.